UUUUUAUUUUUUUAAAGCUCGUUAAUUGCCCUGAUUCCAGGUGCUCAGGUUCCUACACACCCACCGGGGAAGAUCCCAGUGCCUGCCAACCUGGCCGCACCAAUGUCCUGCUUGGCUUUUGGGUGACUGCAGACAAACCAGGCAAGGAGCAGAGGGAGAGAAGCCGCCCAGAAUAGACAGGCUGCCUCUGCGUCCCCCCGCCCCUCUCUCCCCCACUUUUUUUAGGGCCGUAUUUGCUUUAUCCCGCCAUACCUGCACUUGAGGCCAGAGGCUUUAUUCCAUGGGAAAGCUGUUCUCUCUCCUCUGGGUACUGUAACGGCUGUCCUUUUGGGGGUGGAAUUGCUAUUGGGGUGUCCUUAUUUGUGCAGAGGAAAGGCAGCCAUUAGCAGUUGGAAAUGGCACGCGCUUGUAUCUCAGCCUACCUUCCCCCUGACAUUGACCCCACUAAAGCACCCAUCGCUUUUGGGGAGAGGGCCCUUCCUAAACUGAACGAGGAGUUACAGUCCCCGGAGCUGCUGACCCGGCAGCAGGCACUGAUGGCCCUGUGUGACCUGGUGCAUGACCCAGAGCACGUCCACCAAGCCAUGAAACUAGGCUUCUUGGAUAACCUGAAGCCUCUGCUGGUAGAUCAAGAUAGUACUGUUCGACAAAAAACAACAGAAAUCCUAUAUAUUAUGGCUAAUCAUAAUGUUGGAAGAUAUGGUUUUAUAGAAAAUGAAGUCAUUCCUGCUCUGGCCCAGCUCUUGAAUGAUCCAGUACCUAUCUGUCGGAAAAACAUGCACCGGGCAUUGGAAAUGAUGGCAGAAUUGCCAGCAGGUGCUGCUGGCAUAGUAGAAAACGGUUUGGUUCCCUCGCUUGUACAUAAACUGAAAACCGAGCUGGAUGAAAUCCAGGAACUCAUAUUGGACACACUCGCCAACUGCCUGCUUGUAGAUGCUUUCUCAGCUCUGAUGGCUGGUGCUGUUCCCGUUCUGAAGGACAGGCUCACUCAUGAAUCAGUGGCCAUCAGAAGCAAAGCUGCCCGUGUCCUGUUGGUAAUCAGUGUCCCUCUGGAAGGAAAAAACACCGUGUGGAGUGAAGAGGUUAUCCCAGUGCUGGUCAAACUGUUAGAAGACUCACACCCUGAGGUCUGCGCCAAUGCAGCAGGAACACUGACAAAUGCCACCAUUACAACCCAAGGGAAAUAUGCAGCCCUGGGUGCAGAUGCCAUCCCACCUUUACUGAAGCUGGUUAACAGUGAAACCAGCAAGGUUCGCCUGAAUGCAAUCAAAGCCCUGACCACACUGGCUGAGGCACCUGAGGGUCGCAAGACACUACUGAACCAUGUGGGCUUGUUUCAAAAGCAACUGAAUGACCCCAGCGAGGCUGUGAUAAGAGCAGCAAAAAUUGCCAUCCGUGUCAUUGAGUGGAAACCUUAAACCAAGGGCAGUACAAAGCAAUACACUCAUAGUAAAUCCCCUUUAUACCCUGUGACAGAAUAGCCUGCUUUCAAAUAUUCUAUGUUAAAUCAGCAUAUGCUUUAGUAUUUGAAGUUGCUUCACCUGAAACUGCUCUUAAAUUUCUUUACAUGGGAAUCCAUAAAGAAGCAAUGAGGUAAUGGGGUCCCAGUCAAGUCCCACCUGUUUUUAUAAGUAAAGGUGCUGUGGUUAGGACUGACAUUCCACCUUUUGUCAUCUCUGUCCUUCCACAAGGCAGCAAAUUGAAUGGCAUGCAGUAGUACCAUCCAUUAAAUUGGACAUAGCAUCCUUUUGAAACCUUCUUAGAGGCUCAUUUUUCCCCUUGUUCAAAAGCAUUUUAUGAAGGAGCCUCACCUCUUCCACUGAGGUCCAAGGCAUCAGCCAUGGGGAAUCUUCCAGCCUGGACCACUCUAGCAUUCCCUGAAAGAGAUAAUCACCCACAGCACCCCCUAGCACCUUCUGAGGGCACAGCCCAGCCCUAGAACUGCUUGCCAGUUUAUCUUUUUGGGAUGGCUUAUUCUCUCCUGUGGUUUUGUUUUCUGUUUUGUGAUGAGGGAUUAUGGUUCACCCGGGAUUAAAUCAAAGGUCCCAUUAAAUCAGUAGCCUACUUAAGAUGCCCCAGAGGAAGAUGUAAAACUCACAUCAUGGACAAUUAUGUAGCAGCUGCACUUGCAGAAAUUUUCUGCCUGAUCUCAGAGACACGCUGAUUGGUAUAGCAUUAAGCAGGGCGGGUAUAUAUCUUUUACCCAUCUUCCAUCUAGCUAGUAUUUCUGUGGAUGUGCAAAUUUUUCUUAAUAAAUGGCGAGUCCUUCUUUUGAAUGCUA
Messenger RNA from Gavialis gangeticus (Gharial), 2281 nucleotides. RefSeq names its product radial spoke head 14 homolog (gene RSPH14). The coding region runs from base 396 to 1418 and encodes 340 amino acids. The record is from RefSeq and is a predicted model, not a curated record. Gene Ontology annotation, molecular function: protein binding. The transcript is spliced from 6 exons. Lineage: Eukaryota; Metazoa; Chordata; Crocodylia; Gavialidae.